This is a messenger RNA of Paramecium octaurelia, 597 nucleotides long. The record is from the annotation of a GenBank genome assembly. NCBI's taxonomy places the organism in Eukaryota, Ciliophora, Oligohymenophorea, Peniculida, Parameciidae.
AUGAUAAAUAUAAAUAAACAAAUUGACAAAGAAUAUUUUACAUACCUCAAGAUUGUAAAGGAGACAUUGACAUUUAUUCUUCCAAGUUCUGCAUAAUAUGAGGAAUACUUCCAAUAGUCAAAGGUGAUAAUUGGAGAUAUACAUAUUGUGAUUUUAUAAUUGACCAAUUGGUUGAUCUUCUAUUACUCGGAUGCAAAGGGAGAACCAAAUUAAUUUAGUUUAAAUAUUAGCAAUACAUUAAAACCUUAAAUACAAAAUUACUUCAUUCGUAAGAGUAAUUUGUAAGGGAUGUAGAUUUAUUAUAAGGAAAAGUAAUUAAAUAAACUAGAGAAUUUAAUCAGAAACAGGAUAUUUUAGCAGUAGAAAGGAAAUGUUUUAAUUAAAUUAGUGGAGAAUAGAGAUGUUUCGAUUUUGAUAUAUAGUUAUUUGAAACGAAGAGAUAUGAUGAAUUUGGAAUUGAGUUGUUUCAAUGUUAGAGAAUUGUUUGUUGAGAAUAGUUAUUGGUAUUAGUUGUAUGAGUGGAAAUAUGGUUAAACUGGAUUCAAAUUGGAUGCUUUUAGUUGGAAGAAUAAAUUUAUUUUGCUAAUGAAAUGUUGA